UUUUAACAAAGGGUGUGAGGAAAUUGAAAUUCAGAAAUUCCGUCGCAGUGUGCAGUAAUAAUUAUUAAAAGAUCCUAGUUAAAAUUAUAAAGUAUUAUUUAAUGUUGAUAUUUCAAUUAACUUAAUUAAUAAUCAUGUUAAACUAUCGAGAAACUGAAACAAAUUGGAAAUUUGUAAAAGAACUUGGUUCCGGUGCAUUUGGCGAAGUGUCGCUAUGGGAAAAUACGGAAACUGGAAUUUCAGUCGCGAUUAAAAGAUGCUCAGUCGAUUUGGAUAAACUGGCCUUGGAUGAACGAACUAAACUGACAACAAGAUGGCAACAAGAAUCCGACUGGAUGAAGGAUAUCAAUACCGAAAACAUCGUGCGAGCAUGCCCUGAAUUGUGUGCAAAUUUAGUUGCCGAACAAAAUAAAAGAAUAAAAUUGCCAGUUAUUGCAAUGGAGUACUGUGAUGGUGGCAAUUUGCGUUCAAAAUUACAUGAAAUCGAGAAUGUCAAUGGAUUUAGCGAAAAUGAUGUGAGACAAGUUUUACGCGCGUUACGAAAUGCUGUAUUUCAUCUACAUGAUCGAUAUAAAAUAACUCAUCGUGAUAUUAAACCUGAUAAUAUUGUUAUAAAAUAUAAUUCAGACGGACAACCAAUUUAUAAGCUGACAGACAUGGGAUAUGCUCGAAUUCUUGACAAGGAAACUAUAAUUGGAGGGAGUAUGGUUGGCUCCAGAAAUUACUUUGCUCCAGAAAUUGUAGAGUCGGCAGAAUACAAAAAUAGUGUAGACUAUUGGUCAAUGGGAAUUGUUGCUUUUGAAAUUAUAUGUGGCGUAUAUCCUUUCCUGCAAGAUGGGUCAAUGUUUGAUGUCCUAAUGAGUAUAAAACACAAACCUCCCGGUUGUAUAGCUAUAACCAAAUCUAGCGAUGAAAAACUCUGCCAUCACACUCAACUAUUUUGUGAAAAUAGAUUAAGUAAAGUAUUCUGUAGGUCGAUUGAGCCAUGGCUGCAACUUGCCUUAGAAGCUGAUGGCCGAAAACGUGGCUAUGAAGCACUUGAUGAGGUACAAAGCACAAAACCAAUGUUCACAUUUUACACAAAGCUGGACGAUGCACUAAAUGUUAAAGUUCUAACCGUUUUUUGGUUAAAUCGAUGCAAGUUCUUAAGCUAUGCUGUCUACCAAAAUACAACAAUGCAAGAUUUUUGUAUUUCUAUGGAGAGGGAUACCGGGAUAUUGCGAAAUAAAUUUUAUUUUGUUCUUCCUGCAGGACAUUCGCUUGAUCAUUUUACACCACAAACUCAACCAUUUCAGUUGUACGAAGAAAAAUUCUUCAUAGAAAACAAAUCUAUGUUGUAUUUAGUUGAUUUUGAGACUGAUGGUUUAUGUAAUCCCGAAGAUCCGUUUAUAUCGGAACCGAUUCGUCAAACAUUUGGUUUAAAUCAAAAAAUUAACCCUAGAAUUAUGAAGCAAUGCUUAUUGAAUGCAUUGUUUUUGCAAUAUCACGAAUUGAGAAGAGUUGGCGAGUGUGCAAAUGGAAUUCAUGAAUUUUUAAUGAAUUUGGAAUCUGAAAUUAUGAAACAGGAACAUGGAGUGAAUUGUUUUCAGGAGAAAAUUAUACAUUUAAAUGGACAAGCGGCUCACUUUCAAAAUAUGGUAGUUUCGGGAAAUCUUUUGCUGCAGGAAAAACAGAUCACCAAUUAUGACAACGAAUGGGAAAUGAUUGCACAAAGCUUAAAAAACCUUAAUGCUGAUUAUUCAAAAGUCCAUCUCCGUCUUAAAUCUAUAUUAAAUAGAACUCGUGAUUUCCUGAACAAAUCACCUUUAACAACAUACCAACAAGAUGUUGAACUUCAUGUGAAACAAUUUCAAAAUGUAUUCGAAGAAAUUCGCAAUAAAACUCGUUUAAUCAGUCCAGAAGAAGUUCGAUCGUAUGUCUCAAAUUUUCUAAAAGUUCGUAAAGACUUUUAUGAUAAUACAAACAAAUACUUGAGAAAAACUGUGGCUGGCAAAAGUAAACCUACUGAAUUAAUUAUGGAAAUUUAUGUGGAAUUUCAAACAAUAUUGAAAAUUGUAUUUGAAAAUCAAUCUUUAUGGAAGGAUUAUGAAAUUAAGAUUAGCGAAAAAACUAAAGAGUUUCUAUUGCAAUUCGGUGAAAAGUUUUACAUGCAAGGAAAAAAUAAUCAAACUGCUAUUGAUAAUGUAAUAGAAAAUAUGGAAACACUUGAUAUAGAUAGUGGAGAUCUUUCAACAAGCUGGAACGGAAAUAAUGAUGACAGUGUUUUAGAAUUACCAACUGAUAAUUUGAUCAAAGAUACAAAGUUACUACAACAAGCAUUAAAUUCCCUUUGGGGUGCACAAAUCAACCAUCAACAAAGCUCUUCUUCUGGCCACUCAUAAAAAAUCAUAAUGUGUGCCCUCAUUGUAUAUAUCAAAAAUAUAUUUUUCAUGCAAAAAAACAAAAAAAAACUCUAAAAUAAGUUUAUUAUUAGUCAUCGGGCUUUGUUUACAAAACUGCAAUUAAGUAAUAUUGAAUUACCGGACACCUGUUGGCUGUGCUAUGAUCUCAAUUUUUAUUUUAUGUUUUCCUCCUAAUCAGCAAUAAUAUUUAAAUGGUCAAAAGUUUUCUUCGAAACAUUAUGUCACUGUCUACUGCACAGUCUUAAGACAUUCAAUGAACACAAUGUCUGCUCAACAACUUAAACCAUACAUAUUAAGCAUAUUACUAUGCUGCCUUUUCGGUGGGAAUUUUGCUGCUUUAUUGCCUGCAAAUUUUCGCAUUUGUCGACGAUCUGAUCCCAAUCUUAAUGGAUGUAUAAAAAAUUGUGUUGAAGAUUUGCGAGAUAGAAUGCCCGUUGGUAUUCCACAGCUUCAUAUACCCCCACUAGAACCGUUG
Molecule: messenger RNA, 2877 nt
Organism: Episyrphus balteatus (marmalade hoverfly)
Lineage: Eukaryota; Metazoa; Arthropoda; Insecta; Diptera; Syrphidae
Gene: IKKbeta
Product: inhibitor of nuclear factor kappa-B kinase subunit beta
Exons: 7
Coding region: 135-2381 (748 amino acids)
Biological process (GO): tumor necrosis factor-mediated signaling pathway; peptidyl-serine phosphorylation; positive regulation of transcription by RNA polymerase II
Cellular component (GO): IkappaB kinase complex; cytoplasm
Molecular function (GO): IkappaB kinase activity; ATP binding
Source: RefSeq, a predicted model, not a curated record